Rhagoletis pomonella (apple maggot) is the source of this 1904-nucleotide messenger RNA. RefSeq names its product leucine-rich repeat-containing protein 58. NCBI's taxonomy places the organism in Eukaryota, Metazoa, Arthropoda, Insecta, Diptera, Tephritidae. Bases 495 to 1562 code for a protein of 355 amino acids. Gene Ontology annotation, molecular function: protein binding. The record is from RefSeq and is a predicted model, not a curated record. The transcript is spliced from 4 exons.
GCAUUCGAGUUGAUUUCGUCGGGGUGAUUGCAUGAGGCCCGAGUACAGCGGCUGUCGCUACCAUUUAGUAGUAGUUGAGUGCUUGAUUUGCUUUAGUCAAGUGCAACGUACGCCGCUGCAACGUUCAGCUGGCAAUCUCUUAGCACUUAGUUGCGCUCCACUUACGCUCCACAAGCCAACGCGCCCACUACUCAGUUGGUUAAAUGAGCAAACAGCACUUGCAAUAAAUACUUGUGCCGCAGCUUUUAAUCACAGUCACUGGAGAACUACUUACGCACACGUGCGCGGCAUUUGUGAAUUUAUUAAGUUCAAGCGCAAUUUGCUUAAAUUGAAAUAUUGCUGAUUACUUUGUAUUACUGGCAGAAAAACAAAAUUGCGAAACUAUAAUACUUUCUGAAAAAAAAAAAAUAAUAUAGAAAACUAAUCCACUCAAAAAUACAAAUCAAAACUAAAAACAUUUCAAAACUAAUUUCAACAAAAUUAAACGACAAAGAAUGGAAGUCUACACAUCGGACAGCAGCGACACGGACUCGCGCGAGCAAAAAACGCUCGAUUACGGACGAAUGAACCUCACCGAAAUCACGCUGGACGACGAUUUGCACGCAAAGAAGACGCUCAAAACACACAAGGACUUCGAAACGUUGCUGCUCAAUCACAAUCGGCUGCAACAGCUGCCGCCUUCUUUGAUAAAAUUCACCAAUCUGAAAGUUUUGGAUCUGAGCUCCAAUUCUUUGACCCAGCUGCCGGAGGCUAUUUGCAAUUUGCAAUUAGUCACAUUGAUCGCCAAAAAUAAUCAGCUCACAAAUAAAUCGCUACCCAAAUCGUUUGUGAUGCGCAAUUCAGCCUUGAAGGAACUUAAUUUGAGCGGAAAUCAGCUGAUGCACUUUCCCGAACAAGUGGUGGAGUUGAGACAGCUGCGUUACUUCUAUGCGGGCGCGAAUAAGAUUACAGCAAUUUCGAAGGAUAUAUGGAAAAUGCAAAGCUUACAAGUACUCUCGCUAGGCGGCAAUCUCAUCAGUGAUGUACCGGAAGCAGUGGGUUCCCUCAGCCAAUUGCAGGCGCUCGUACUCUGUGAUAAUUUAAUCGAGAAAAUACCGACCAGCAUUGCGCACUUGGAAAAUCUGAAAUCGCUGUUGUUGCACAAGAAUCGGCUGAGACAUUUACCCAAGGAUAUAAUUGCUUUGAAAAAUUUAACAGAGCUGAGCUUGCGUGACAAUCCGCUGGUGGUGCGCUUCGUACAGGACAUCGCGAUGAAGCCGCCCACGCUGAUGGAAUUCGCCGCACGCGUUGUAAAAGGAACCGGCAUUGCCUAUGGUCCGGGCAUUGUGCCACGCACCGUCAACGAUUACCUGCAAAGCGCCAAUUGUUGCGUGAACCCCAAAUGCAAGGGUGUCUUCUUCGACAAUCGCGUUGAGCACAUCAAAUUCGUGGACUUCUGCGGCAAGUAUCGUGUGCCGCUGCUGCAAUAUCUCUGCUCCUCGAAGUGCAUCGAACCGGAGCCGGAACGUCCACAGUCGAGCGGCGCGAGUGGCUAUAUGAUGCGCAAGGUGCUGCUGGGUUGAUGGGAGCAAGACUAGGAGCGGAUCGCUUGCUGUUGAUGGGGUUUAGAUAAAAUAUACGCAAUGGUCUAAAUUGUCUCUGAGGUUAUUAAAAUGUUGUGCAAAAAAAAAGAAAAUAGUUGAAACAACUAGAAAUUUGUUGCCAUUUUGUGUGUGUUUUUAUUCUUUUUUUUUGCAAAUAUUUUUCGCCAUGAGAUUCGCAGUACUGUGAAAAAUACGUAAAUGUAUAAUGCUGAGCAUUUUUUAUACAUACAUUUAUACCACAAAAUAAGGAUAUUUGAAAAUUUUUGUAUUUAUAAGAGAUUAUAAAUAAAAUUUGCAUUGAUUGCAUAGAACUGAACAAUA